This is a messenger RNA of Aspergillus bombycis, 1515 nucleotides long. RefSeq lists its product as uncharacterized. The coding region runs from base 1 to 1515 and encodes 504 amino acids. Gene Ontology annotation, molecular function: hydrolase activity, hydrolyzing N-glycosyl compounds. The transcript has a single exon. Lineage: Eukaryota; Fungi; Ascomycota; Eurotiomycetes; Eurotiales; Aspergillaceae. The record is from RefSeq and is a predicted model, not a curated record.
AUGCAGCUUUUCACCCGCCACCUGUUCGCGGUGGGCCUGUUCCUCACGGCCGCCCAAGCGUAUGCGACCAGCAGGUUGGGGAUGCUGCGCACAGUCGUCACGACUGACAUGGAGCAGGAUGACCUCGCCUCGCUCAUCCGGUACCUACUUUACACCAAUGAACUCGAUACACAAGGCAUCAUCUACAGCUCCAGCCGCUUCCACUGGGCUGGCGACGGCAAUGGCACGAAGUUUUUCCUGCCCGACCGCGAAUAUACCUCCCCACAGUGGACAUGGCGCUGGACCGGCACGCGGACGAUUCAGGAUCAAGUCCUCCAAGCAUACGCAGAAAUCUUCCCAAAUCUGCUUAACCAUGAUCCAUUCUACCCGACACCGGACGAGCUGUUGUCCAUAGUCAAGAUCGGCAAUAUCGACUUCGAGGGUGAAAUGGGUCACGACUCAGAUGGGUCUAAUCUCAUCCGCACGCUGCUGCUGAACGAAGACGCACGGCCGCUCUACUUGCAAGCAUGGGGUGGCACCAACACCAUCGCCCGUGCUUUGAAGUCAAUCGAGGAGCAGUACUCGGGCUCGCCGCAGUGGACACAGACCAAGGACGCAGUCUCCCGCAGAGCCGUCAUCAUGGCAAGUGGCUUCCAGGACGAGACAUAUGCGAACUACAUCUCUGUCAACUGGCCGGAGAUCCGUGUUGAGCAGUUGGGGGCCGGAUACAGCACCUGGGGCUACAACUGUAAUAAGGGUCAGGGCAACGUCCGUGGUCUGCCAGACACCCACGUAUACUUUACCGGUGACUGGACCAAGGCGAAUAUCCAAGUAGGACCAUACGGGAAGCUCUACCGUUCCUGGCUCGACGGCCAAUCUAUGCCAGGUGACCCAAUGGACACUUUCGGCGAUCGACAUGCCGCCAAUUCGUCAAGUUUUUGUCAGCCACUGGACCCGUACGCCUUCCUGUCCGAAGGUGACAACGUGGCUUUCAACCCCCUACUUACCACCGGCAUUCAUGAUCCGGCCAACCCAAAUCUCGGUGGCUGGGGCGGUCGAGCUAUGCAGAACAGCACCUCACCGAACUUGUGGGAGAUGGUUGAAAGCGAGAAGAAUAGGACCGGCGCGGAGUUGGAUGGCUACACAACGGGCCGCUGGGCCGCAGCCAUCCAGAAUGACUUUGCGGCUCGUGUGCAGUGGACACUGACGCCGAAAUAUCAAGACGCCAACCACGCACCCUCGGUGAAGAUCCUGAACGGAACCACAGUACAGGCGCAUCCUGGGGCCACUGUAACCCUGGCGGGUGCGGUCAGCGAUCCAGACGGCGGCAAUGUCACCACAUCCUGGUGGCAGUACGUCGAAGAAGGUACAUACCCGGGCAGCGUGACAAUGACUGAGUCAGGGAGCAAUUGGGCAGACGUGACAAUCCCAGAGGAUGCCCAAACUGGCCAAAAUAUUUCGAUCAUUCUGCAAGGCACUGACGAUGGAACAUUCCCGUUGACCCGCUAUGGCCGCAUUUUUAUCCAAGUCAUAUAA